This is a messenger RNA of Oncorhynchus keta (chum salmon), 9313 nucleotides long. RefSeq names its product exostosin-1b. Lineage: Eukaryota; Metazoa; Chordata; Actinopteri; Salmoniformes; Salmonidae. The transcript has 11 exons. Bases 854 to 3076 code for a protein of 740 amino acids. Gene Ontology annotation, cellular component: membrane. The record is from RefSeq and is a predicted model, not a curated record. Gene Ontology annotation, molecular function: glycosyltransferase activity.
UCGGAACAAUUGAGUGUUUGGUAAUUGGACACUAGGAUCAAGGAAUCCCAUAUCGGUAACAAUUUCAAUGCAUUUGCGAAGUCACAUUGUAACUGUAAGUACUGUCUGAGAUCGUUGCGUCCGUUUCUUCGUUUAUAUCAGGCCCUAUUUUCCGAUGAGAUUAUUUUUUUUGUUGCGUGUAUGAGGUCUGUCGGGAGAUUAAAAUAUAAAAGAAAUGCAGGGAUUUGUGAGGCUACAUUUGCACUGAUGAACCGCUCUUGUUCUACUACGCUUUACUCGGUCGUUUAUGGAACCAUGGAGUGAAAUGUCGCUUUAGAAAGCGCGAGGAACAAGACUAAUUAUACUCCGAGACCUCUGGAUCUAAACCCGCCACACCGACUGCUUUAAAUCCCAGCCGGCGUGUUAACGACUUUUACAUCUCAGACGUGGGAUACCUUUUCUGUGUUGGCCAAGGCAGGGAACCUCACGAACCCCUGCCGCUACUCUCGCAGGGUAAAGAGCUAAUAAAAAAGGCUUCGGGCACCUCUAACCGGGCGCAGUUUAGCAUUUGAAUACAGCUUGGCUGUAUGAGCGAGAGGGGCAGAGAGCGUAGGAUAUCUGAUUUGUUUUUACUUGGUCGAGGGAGUGAAAUGGUAAAACUAGCUAGAAGGGGGAGAAAACGCAUUUAAAAUCGCCCACAUGCUCUGGAUCAAUCGCUGGAUUGGGGCACGGAAUACGAAGAAGGGGGAAGACGCGAGUUUGAAAUCUUUGCGGGCUGGAAGAUGGCAGAGGGGUGCAGUUGGAAGUGGUGAGAGCCUAACUUCUGGCCACUUCGAAUUUAUUUGUAACCAACUUGCCCCUAUUCGUAGGACACAUGCAGGCCAAAAAACGAUAUUUAAUCCUGCUCUCUGCCGGUACAUGUCUAGUUCUACUGUUCUACUUUGGAGGUGUACCACUUCCAUCUUCGGGCAGGAACCGGCAUGACCGUAGCCACAAUGGAUAUCGCCCCGACCAGCCGUGGCCACACUUCUCGGACCCUUUACAACAAUUCCUACUCUGGGAUCAACCGGACACCGAGGAAUACAACAUUCACAUAUCGCCAAGGCAAAAGAGGGACGUUAACACAAGUGUGUACAAAGGCAAAAGAUGUCGCAUGGAUUCGUGCUUUGAUUUCUCAGCAUGCAAAAGGAACGAUUUCAAAGUGUAUGUCUACCCCCAGCAGAAAGGGGAGAAAAUCUCUGAAAGUUACCAGAAUAUUUUGUCGAUUGUUGAGGGAUCCAGGUUCUACACCACUGACCCGGGUCAAGCUUGUCUAUUCAUCCUGAGCUUGGACACCCUGGACCGGGACUCGCUGUCUCCGCAGUACGUGCACAAUCUCAAAACCAAGGUCCAGAACCUUCACCUCUGGAACAACGGCAGAAACCACCUCAUAUUUAACUUGUACUCUGGGACAUGGCCGGACUACACGGAAGACCUAGGUUUCGACAUAGGCCAGGCCAUGUUGGCCAAGGCCAGCAUCAGUACCGAGAUCUUCAGGCCCAACUUUGACGUGUCCAUCCCGCUGUUCUCCAAGGAGCACCCUAGGACCGGAGGGGACAGGGGCUACCUAAAGUACAACUCCAUCCCACCUUUCAGGAAAUACAUGCUCGUGUUUAAGGGGAAGCGAUACCUUACAGGGAUAGGGUCAGACACGAGGAAUGCCUUGUAUCAUGUCCAUAACCAGGAGGACGUGGUGCUCCUCACCACCUGCAAACACGGCAAGGAUUGGCAGAAACACAAGGACGCACGCUGUGAAAAGGACAACGCAGAAUAUGACAAAUACGACUACAGAGAGAUGCUACACAACUCCACUUUCUGCCUGGUGCCCCGGGGCAGACGCCUGGGAUCCUUUCGCUUCCUGGAGGCGCUGCAAGCAGCCUGUGUGCCUGUGAUGCUGAGUAACGGCUGGGAGCUGCCCUUCUCUGAGAUCAUCAACUGGAACACGGCGGCCGUCAUCGGGGACGAGAGGCUCCUGCUGCAGAUCCCAUCCACGGUGCGCUCCAUCCAUCAGGAUAAGAUCCUAGCUCUGAGGCAGCAGACCCAGUUCCUUUGGGAGGCCUACUUCUCCUCUGUGGAGAAGAUUGUGCUGACCACUCUGGAGAUCAUCCAGGACCGGGUGCUGCAGCAGGAGUCCAGGAGCACCUUGAUGUGGAACAGCCACCCCGGGGGGCUCUUCGCCCUGCCACAGUACUCUGCCCACCUGGGAGACUUCCCCUUCUACUACGCCACCCUAGGUAUAAAACCGUACCCCAAGUUCACAGCAGUCAUCCAUGCAGUCACCCCCCUGGUCUCCCAAUCCCAGCCCAUCCUCAAGCUGCUGGUGUCUGUUGCCAAAUCACAGUACUGUGCACAGAUCAUUGUGCUGUGGAACUGUGACAAGCCUCUCCCUGCUAAGCACCGCUGGCCUGCCACCUCCGUGCCCGUCAUUGUCAUCGAGGGAGAAAACAAGGUGAUGAGCAGUCGCUUCCUGCCCUACGAGACCAUUGUCACCGACGCUGUGCUCAGUCUGGAUGAGGAUACGGUGCUCUCGACCACAGAGGUGGACUUUGCCUUCACGGUGUGGCAGAGCUUUCCAGAGAGGUUGGUGGGCUACCCGGCCCGGAGCCACUUCUGGGACAGUAACAAGGAGCGCUGGGGCUACACUUCCAAGUGGACCAACGACUACUCCAUGGUGCUGACCGGAGCUGCCAUCUACCACAGAUAUUACCACUUCCUUUACACAAACUUCCUGCCUGUCAGCCUGAAGGGCAUGGUGGACCAGCUGGCCAACUGUGAGGACAUCCUCAUGAACUUUCUGGUGUCCGCCGUCACCAAGCUGCCGCCAAUCAAGGUCACCCAGAAGAAGCAGUACAAAGAGACCAUGAUGGGACAGUCGUCGCGGGCUUCGCGCUGGGCCGACCCGGACCACUUCGCCCAGCGGCAGACGUGCAUGAACAAGUUCGCCAGCUGGUUUGGCGGCAUGCCCCUGGUCCACUCCCAAAUGAGGCUGGACCCGGUGCUGUUCAAGGACCAGGUCUCCAUCCUGCGCAAGAAAUACAGGGACAUUGAGAGGCUCUGACAGGAUGUGCACCCCCUGCCAGAGAGGCCGGGGGAAGCGGUAGCCGAAGGAGGACCACGACAGUGGCAGUAGAACAGUCAGCCACCUGGAGCCCAAUCUAAGGCGGCGCUACAGCUCUGUCUUCCACUCAGCACAUUGCCAAUGACUACAGCAGCGCCAGGACUUGACGAGCGAAAUGGUGUCUGGAGAACUAUGCGUAUACACACACAGAAUAUACAGAUCUGUAGUACGUUCACAUAAACACACACAGACACUACUGACGAGACUCUUGGGUAGAAUACUUUUUUUGUAUGAAUGCCACGAAGGAGCGGAUUACGACAGACUUUCCUGCGACUCUCUGCACAUGUGCAGGAUGGUAGAGGAAGGGAGGUGUCCAACAUGGCAACCCAACCUCAGAUCAGAUCCGCCCCGGGCUGGUAACCUAGAGUCAAUGCAACCCCACCGUGACUCCUUCAUGACCUCCCUAUGUCUGCAUCAGGACCACUGAGACACUCACCACCAGCCCCUGCUCUGGACCCUAGGAAACCAGGUUCCUCCAUUACUUUCCUAACCAUACUUCCCUCCCAUAUGUACACUGGUUUGAAGCCUUGGGGUCUUAUCUUCCUAAGAACUGUCCCCUGAUUAAAUUAAAUUCAACAUUUUGUAGUAAAGAUCGAGAAAAGUUGAGUCCAAGCUCCCCCCUUAUAUUUUUGUUAUUUUACUGGAAGGGUGGUUUAAAAGCCACCGUUUUCAAAUGGUGCCACUCAUAUUGCCAUGAGGCAGUCGCAAAACCCACAGGAACACCCACUCUAUGCUCAGUCUUUGAUUUUCUGAUAGUUAGAUUUUUAUUUCUGUCUGUUUCUCUGAUUUAUCACAACGAUAAGCCAGAAGCAUGUCACAUUUUAGAUGUACCCUUUUUCCUUCAAAACUCUCAACUCUCAAAAGCAGUUCCACUUUUCUCCUCGUCUUUCCCCUCAGAAGCUCCGUACCAGUGUGUGUACAGAGGUUGAAUGUAGGCUCAUCCCCACCAAAAGCCCAAGCGGAGCACUUUCCCUCUGUCGGAAUGAGCAACAUGAACAUUCCUGGAUGAAAUGGAGCAGAACACUGCCUUCUAAACCAAACCCUUUUCACCCAUUUCUUUAUUUCCCCUUUAUUGUUUGAGCAAUCCCGUGGCAGGAGUGCAUGCUAAAUUUAGACCCUGCUUCAUUUCCACAGGGGUGUUACAGAUUUCAGUGACUCGUCUGUUGUGCCAUGUCCCCGAAAUUCACAUUAGGGCUGCCUUUUUAAAAUUGCUUAUUGCACAUAUUUUCCGUAAAUCGAUAUCGAAAGCAGGAGAACAUGCGAUCUGGUCAAAAUGCCCUCUGUAAUAUUCGCUGUUCUUCCUAGAUGCCCUCAUCAUAAUGAUGUUGGUGAAAUACAAGCCUCAAAGCCAUUCGAUAGACGUAGGCAUUUCCUACACUAUUUGUCAGAGGACAUAUGUUUUGUGUUUAAUUAGAGAAAGAUAUUUCAUUUGAAGUGUUGGUUUCCCUGGGGAGCAGCCCAUGCUGAAACCGUCUGUCUCUAUAUUUCCCAUCAUGUCUGACUCUGCUCUGGAUGCGGUGACCCACAACCAUGACCCUUUGGCUCGAGGCGUACAGACAACCAGCUCCCCCUUCACCGAGCCUUGUCAUUGUAACGUUCUUCAUUACCCUCUUUGUUCAUCAUUUCUGUUGCUCCUAGUUUUCAUGUGAUGCUGGUGUGCUCACAAUAGACUCAUCCCAGCUCAUCUACAUUUGGUCUGACACGUUGUUUAGUAUUGUGGUCAGAUAUGAAAAACCUCCAUACUUCCUUUUAAUUGAUCAAUUUCAAGGAAAUAGCUUUGAGAUGUGGAAGCUCAUGGCUUUAUAGUGAAAUCCUAUUGUGAACAGGCUUUAGUCUUUGUACCACACAAAGAGCCCUGCUAGUUCACUCGAACAGGUACUUGAAUGUCUGAAGACUUGAAGGAGCGUAAGUGUGCUUGAGUGGCCUUUUUUUAUUGUGAAGGUGACUGAAGGUGUUCAUUUGAAAGUGCAUUUUUGUUCAGAACUGGGCUGCAUCUGGCUCCCGAGAAACCGGCCCAUAGUGUAUCAGCUGUGAGCCAAAGCUCCAACUAUCCGUUUUUUUUCUUCUAUCCCCUUCGUCGUAUCUGCGUCAUUUCUUAUUGACGGCGUUGUAGAUUCUCUUUCUCAUUUUGAUGUUGUUUUCAUCUUCCAUAUCAGGAAACAAUCAAUGGAGGUCAGUGUCCACUAGGUGUAUACAUGGCCAAUGAGUUGAUAUUGUGUCAUUGGUGGGCCUGGCCCAUCUACUCUUGUUAUUUUCACAAUGUCAAAUGUGAUAUUAUCAGCAUAACACUUCAUACUACAGUACAGUUAGAUUUAGUACAGUUUCAAAGCUGGUAUAUUGUCAAUAUAUUGUUUGUUUUUUUCACAAAAUGUUUGCAUUUCAUGUUUAUUUUCUUUCUGGCAAUGUACUCGGGAGAAGUUUUUUGGAAUGAACUUGUAUGACUUGAUAUUGGCCAAGAGAGAUUUACGUUGUAUUUUGAUGUUGACUUACAGCAAGCCUUGGAUCUCUUGGCACUAGACAUGCAUCUCAAUGAUUCUGAAAAAAGUUGGCCUGCAUCUGGUCCCCUUUUUUUGAAGUUCAGUCAACCAUCUUUGUAUCAAGCCUUUUUCUAUCUCGAAUUGUCUGAACGAACUUGUUAUAUCUCAAGAGCGAAAGUCCCCAGCCUUGCACAUUGACUUCACGGGCGAAACCAGAGACAUUAACAUUUCUGUACAUAAACAUGUAUAUUUAUUUUCAUAUGUGAGAAAAACCAGACUGUGUAUAGUAUGAAAUGACAGGGGAAAAUAACAGGAUUUCAUGGCUGAAGGAAUAGUUGAUGAGCAAAAAAAGAAAUCUCAUUUUGUAAGUUGUAUACAUUUCUUUAACCCUUGUGCUUUGCUGGGCGGGAAAAAAAUAAGUCCAUUGUGGUAUGGGUCAGAUUGACCCGCACAGUGUAAACGCACUCGACAGUCAAAGAAUCAAGUAAAAACAGCCAAAACGUUUGUCUUGUCAGACCUUUCAUAAAGAAGAAAUACAAGAACAUUUGAUUUCCAAAACUCUACAUUGAACUAUUGGUAAAAUAUAUUUACAUUUACAUUUAAGUCAUUUAGCAGACGCUCUUAUCCAGAGCGACUUGCAUUUUCUGUUUCCCCAAGGUGUUUUUUUUUUUUUUUUUUUUUCAGUAACACUUAGGUGUGAUUUGACCCUAUUGGUCAGAAUUAUCCCACAUGUUGAACACAAUGCACGUGUGUGCUUUCUGCAGAUGUACAGUUGAAGUCGGAAGUUUACAUACACCUCAGCCAAAUACAUUUAAAUUCAGUUUUAAACAAUUCCUGACAUUUAAUCCUAGUAAAAAUUCCCUAUUUUAGGUCAGUUCGGAUCACCAAUUUAUUUUAAGAAUGUGAAAGGUCAGAAUAAUAGUAGAGCAAAGGAUUUAUUUCAGCUUUUAUUUCUUUCAUCCCAUUCCCAGUGGGUCAGACGUUUACAUACACUCAAUUGGUAUUUGGUAGCAUUGCCUUUAAAUUGUUUAACUUUCAAACAUUUCGGAUAGCCUUCCACAAGCUUCCCACAAUAAGUUGGGUGAAUUUUGGCCCAUUCCUCCUGACAGAGCUGGUGUACCCGAGUCAGGUUUGUAGGCCUCCUUGCUCGCACACGCUUUUUCAGUUCUGCCCAUAAAUUUUCUAUGGGAUUGAGGUCAGCGCUUUAUGAUGGCCAGUCCAAUACCUUGACUUUGUCCUUUAGCCAUUUUGCCACAACUUUGGAAGUAUGCUUGGGGUCAUUGUCCAUUUGGAAGACCCAUUUGUGACCAAGCUUUACCUUCCUGACUGAUGUCUUGAUGUUACUUCAAUAUAUCCACAUAAUUUUCUCUCCUCGUGAUGCCAUCUAUUUUGUGAAGUGCAUCAGUCCCUCCUGAAGCAAAGCACCCCCACAACAUGAUUCUGCCACCCCCUUGCUUCAUGGUUGGGAUUGUGUUCUUCAGCUUGCAAGCCUCCCCCUUUUUCCUCCAAACAUAACGAGUCAUUAUGGCCAAACAGUUCUAUUUUUGUUUCAUCAGACCAGAGGACAUUUCUCCAAAAAGUACAAUAUUUGUCCCCCAUGUGCAGUUCAAACCGUAGUUGGGCUUUUUUAUGGCAGUUUUGGAGCAGUCGCUUCUUCCUUACUGAGCGGCCUUUCAGGUUAUGUUGAUAUAGGACUCGUUUUACUGCGGAUAUAGAUAAUUUUGUACCUGUUUCCUCCAGCAUCUUCAAGGUCCUUUUGCUGUUGUUCUGGGAUUGAUUUUCACUUCUCGCACCAAAGUGCGUUGAUCUCUAGGAGACAAGACGCUUCUCCUUCCUGAGCGGUAUGACUGCUGCGUAGUCCCAUGGUGUUUAUACUUGCAUACUAUUAUUGUUUGUACAGAUGAACGUGGUACCUUCAGGCGUUUGGAAAUUGCUCCCAAGGAUGAACCAGACUUGUGGAGGUCUAAAAUUUAUUUUCUGAGGUCUUGGCUGAUUUCUUUUGAUUUUCCCAUGUCAAGCGAAGAGGCACUGAGUUGGACGGUAAAGGCCUUGAAAUACAUCCACGGGUACACCUCCAAUUGACUCAAAUGAUGUCAAUUAGCCUAUCAGACGCUUCUAAAGCCAUGACAUAAUUUUAUGGAAUUGUCCAAGCUAUUUAAAGGCAGUCAACUUGGUGUAUGUAAACUCCAUGUCCGCUCUUCUCUGGAUGAUGGCUGUUGCAUGAUGCUCUCUCUCUCUCGUCGGAUGGAGGGGAUGGUAUGGCAGACUCCACCUCCCGAAUCCUCUUCAUCAGAGAAAUAUUCACAAAUCUGGAUCAAUAGCAUUGUCCUGUCUCUGAAACCUCUUCUAUUUCACUGUCACAGUCCAAAGUUUGUGAUGAGGCUUCAAUGACUGAAAAUCUUUUGGAGCUCAUAUGUAUGACUGUCUGUUAUGUAUGACGAUCUGCUGCUCUCGCACUGAGAAGGAGAAGCUUGGGGAAACUCCUUUCCACCCGAAACAUCAUUCUAAAAGUGCAACCAGAACCAGUCAAAACGGAACACAUCAAAGACGCGUCGUUUAUUUUGGACCGACCUGUGCAAAUAUCUAUACACAUGAAAGCCUCUGGGUCAAAAUGACCCACAACAGCAUGUUUGUAUACAACAUCUACACACAUUCCACAACAUAUUAGCGUGUCCACAUUUUGAAGUUAGGUUCAUGACCCUAAAUGAGGAAAAGUAAUUUUCAUGGAGGAAGAGGUUAACUAGUAUUUUAGACAACACAAAUGUGGAAAUGGGUCAAAUUGACCUACAACAUAAUAGGAGGGUUAAUUGUUGCAAAUAUAUAUAUAUAUAUUUUUGUUUCCAUGGAAUAAAACCAUCCCUUUUUGCUUUUAAAAUCUUCAUCUAUAGAGCAACUGCAACCAUUAUAGAAAUCCAUUUGUGUUACCAUGUCAGUUUAUUCAUAAUCACCAUGGAGACAAGAUGAUACCAAUCUAGAAUUGGAUUUGCUGUGAGCAUUUCGAUGGCAGCUGGGUCUCUUAGACAGAUCGAGGGUUUUCGUUUGUUGCUACAGUGUGUUUUAGAUUCACCAUGUUUUUUUUGUCACUGUCCACAUCUGCAUACUCAUUGAUAGUUUGGGGAAAACUGACAAUUCUCUUGACUGUCAUAUCUGGUACAAAUGUAAAACAACUCUCAUUUAAACAUAUCCUUCCAUAAAACCAUAGGAUACCAGACAUUCUAUGGUUUAUCAAUGCAUGGCAUCUGUAUCAGUGUGGUUGGAUGUGCAGGAUGGUUCUGUCUGUGAUUUGUUUUUGUUUUUCAAUCAAAUGUAGGAUUUUGAGCUCAUGGUAACAAACCGCCAUUUGAACUGUCAGUCAGAAGAGGAGCGUCAUACAGGGCUCUCGUUCAACUGGACGUACACUGGAGAUUUAGCACCGCUUUCAUUCAUUCUGGACCACUCUUCUGUCGGAUAUUAAACUGUGGUGAUGGCCGACAACGCACCUGCAUGACCACUUCUAUGGAAUUAUUUAUCAGUACUUGGCUGUAUCAGACAGACGAGAUAUAUAUAUUUUUUAACAACUUAAUUUGCUCCCAGCUGUCCUGAUGCCUUCCUCCUGCCUACCUUGUAAUUAACAAAUGACUUUUAUAGAGGUAAAUGAAAUAGAAACAUGCCAAUUUUUGUAAGAAUGAUUUAUAAUAAAAAAGAAACAUUUGAUCAUUGA